This is a messenger RNA of Trichoplax adhaerens, 1701 nucleotides long. RefSeq lists its product as uncharacterized. Gene Ontology annotation, biological process: translational initiation. The transcript is spliced from 10 exons. Lineage: Eukaryota; Metazoa; Placozoa; Uniplacotomia; Trichoplacea; Trichoplacidae. The record is from RefSeq and is a predicted model, not a curated record. Gene Ontology annotation, molecular function: translation initiation factor activity; GTPase activity; GTP binding. The coding region runs from base 1 to 1701 and encodes 566 amino acids.
AUGCAAUUUGGUACAUUGUUUAAUGGACGUCUAAUAGUAAUCUUUUAUUAUCGUAGUGUAUUAGAGGAUAAGGCAGCAUUGGUAACUCGACCACCAGUUGUAACCAUCAUGGGUCAUAUUGAUCAUGGAAAAACAACACUUUUAGAUCAGUUACGCCACACGUCAGUUGCAGCUGGUGAGGCUGGUGGAAUUACUCAACAUAUUGGAGCAUUUUUAGUUAACGUCGCAGAAGGAAAACAAAUUACCUUCCUGGACACGCCUGGUCAUGCCGCUUUCACUUCUAUGAGAGCUCGCGGAGCUAACGUUACUGAUGUUGUAGUUUUAGUAAUUGCAGCUGAUGAUGGAAUUAAACCACAAACAACUGAAUCUAUAAAAUAUGCGAAAUUAGCUGGAGUACCGAUUAUUGUGGCAAUAAAUAAAAUUGACAAAAAAGGUACAAAUAUUAGUAAAGUUAAAUUAGAGUGUUUACGAAACGGAUUGCAAUUAGAAGAAUAUGGAGGAGAAAUUCAAGCUAUUGAAGUUUCUGCCCUGAAGGGGACAAAUUUGGAUAACUUAAUCGAAGCUAUAUUAAUACACGGCGAAAUAGCUAACUUGAGAGCUGAUCCUACAUCUACCGUAAAAGGAGUCGUUAUCGAAUCGAAAGUUGAUAAAGGCUUGGGGAACGUUUCAACUGUUUUAGUGGAACGUGGAACUCUGAGGAAAGGGCAGUUUUUAGUCAGCGGCUCUACUUUUGCAAAAGUCAGAUUACUUUUAAAUCACGCCGGCAAACAAAUUAAAGAAGCGUUACCUUCUCAUCCAAUCCAGGUUGCCGGAUGGCGGAAUUUACCUGAAGUAGGAGAUGAUGUAAUACAAACCAACUCAGAGCCUUAUCAUGUCUUGCCAUUGUUUUUUAAGGCUGAGUCUCGCGAGUUGAUAGAUAUUAGGAAUUUAAUAUUAAAAAGGCGUCGAGAAGAAGCUAAUUCGGUAGUAGCGCUUAAAAGGAAGCAAUCAGAAGGUGUCUUGAAAAACAAAAAUAAGGGAGAUUCGAUCUUGGAUACGGCCGAGGAGCAAAAUGAACUGCCUAAGCUUGCUAUUGUUUUAAAAGGAGAUGUCACUGGAUCCGUAGAAGCUGUUAUAGAAGCUAUACAAACUUUUAAAUCGAACGCUAUCGAGAUCAAGAUACUCGAAUCAGGCGUUGGACCUAUAGUUGAAAGUGACAUCGAAUUGGCUGAUUCUUUUCAAGGCAUGUGCAUUAUCCUAGGAUUUAACGUUAAACCAACGAAAGAAUCUAGACAAUUAGCCAAAAAGCUGGACACAUAUAUAUACUCUAGUAAUAUAAUUUAUAAUCUGCUGGAAAUUGUUAAGAAGGAAGUUUUGGCUAGAUUGCCGCUAAUCUCAAAGGAAGAAUUUGUAGGAGAGGCUAAUGUAUUACAAAUAUUUGAUAUUGGUGUAAGUAACCGUAAGACGGUACAAGUAGCUGGAUGUCGUAUCUUAGAGGGUGCCUUGCAGAGAAACGCAGUAUUUCGAGUUUCUAGGAAUUCUGAAGUUGUAUAUGAGGGUCCAGCUAAUUCACUGAAACAUCUGAAAAACGAUGUGGAUAUAGUUAAAAAGGGUCAAGAGUGUGGGAUUAGUUUCGGAAAUGCAUGUACAGUUGAAGAAAAUGACAAAAUAACUUGUUUUACUAUCAAAAAGACCGAGCAAACUGUUGAUUGGGAUUUUUAA